This is a messenger RNA of Mercurialis annua (annual mercury), 1929 nucleotides long. RefSeq names its product cytochrome P450 71D445-like. The record is from RefSeq and is a predicted model, not a curated record. Lineage: Eukaryota; Viridiplantae; Streptophyta; Magnoliopsida; Malpighiales; Euphorbiaceae. Gene Ontology annotation, molecular function: iron ion binding; heme binding; monooxygenase activity. Bases 255 to 1796 code for a protein of 513 amino acids. The transcript has 2 exons.
AAGAGGGUGAUAAAAUCUAAACUAAACCCUGCAAUAAUGUCUAUACGUCCUGUUAUUUUUAUUCAUGGGAUUUCGAGACCAAAUUUAUGAUAAUUGCGUAUUGCAGUAAAUUAAUGCAUUUAAUAAUCUACAAUCUUUUUAAAGCUUUCAGACGUAUGUUGUCUAUAUAUCUUGCUUUUACUAGCCUCAAAUAUCACUGCAAUCUUUGAAUCAAUCCAGAAGUCUUAUUUUCUUGAAAAGUAACUUUGUUUGCCAUGGAACGCCAAUUCUCUUUCUUACCAAUCCUUUUCACCUUGUUCCUCUUUAUCUUAACGGUAUUGAGGAUAUGGAAGAAAUCAAAAAUCAGCAACUCAAUUCCAAAUCUUCCACCAGGUCCAUGGAAGCUACCUAUAAUAGGAAGCUUGCACCAUUUGGCUGGCUCUCUACCCCAUCACCGCCUUAGAGACUUGGCCGGAAAGUAUGGACCUCUUAUGAAUCUUCAGCUGGGUGAGCUUAGAACUAUUGUCGUUUCUUCGCCGGAAAUGGCUAAACAAGUGAUGAAAACCCAUGAUGUCAUCUUUGCUCAAAGGCCUGAUUUCAUAGCUGCAAGAGUUGCAUCUUAUAAUUACAAAAACAUUGCAUUUGCACCCUACGGAGAGUACUGGAGACAAAUGCGAAAAAUUUGCAUGCUCCAGCUGUUAACCGGUAAACGCGUGCAGUCGUUCAGAUCAAUCAGGGAAGAAGAAGUAUCAAAGCUUUUGAGAUCCUUGUGUUCAGGUGCAGCAGGAUCACCAAUCAACUUCAGCAAGAUGUUCAAUGCUGUGACCUAUAGCAUAAUUUCAAGAGCAGCUUUUGGUAAGAUAUGGAAGGGAGAAGAAAGUUUUAUACCAAGUAUCAAGAAACUGGCAGAAGCAGUAGGAGGCUUUACUCUUGCUGAAAUGUUUCCGUCCGUCAAAUUGCUUCAGUGGUUGAGUGGAACGGUGCCUAGGCUUAAGAGUCUUCAUAAACAUAUAGAUGACAUUUACCAAAAUAUCAUUGAUGAUCACAGAGCUGAAAGGGCAGAAGCAAAAUCACAUGCUUAUGGUGAAGAAGAUGAAGAUUUUGUCGAUGUCCUUCUCAAUUGCCAGGAGAAAGGAGACCUCAAUAUCCCUAUAACAGACGAAAAUAUAAAAGCAGUCCUUGGGGACAUGUUCGCUGCUGGUACUGAGACAUCUUCCACAACAGUAGAAUGGGUGAUGUCUGAGCUUCUAAAAAAUCCAAGAGUGAUGGAAAAGGUACAACAAGAGGUGAGAGAAGUGUUUGGUAGAGAAGGAAAUGUGGACGAAGCCCGCAUUCAAGAACUCAGCUACUUCAAGUUUGUAAUCAAAGAAACUCUAAGAUUACACCCUCCUCUUCCAUUACUAGUUCCAAGAGAAUGCACAGAGAGCUGUGUGAUUAACGGUUACGACAUUCCGAUUAAAUUUCAAGUCAUUGUGAAUGUAUGGGCAAUUGGGAGAGAUCCCAAUUACUGGAAUGAAGCUCAAAAAUUCUAUCCAGAAAGAUUUCACGAUUGCUCAAUUGAUUUUAAGGGAAAUGAUUUUGAACUUCUUCCAUUUGGUGCUGGAAGAAGAAUUUGUCCAGGAAUAAUGUUUGGUAUAAGCAAUGUUGAGUUUGCACUUGCACAAUUGCUUUACCAUUUUGAUUGGAGCCUACCCAAUGGAGUGAGUCCAGAAACUCUCGACAUGGAUGAAGCUUUUGGUGUUGCGGUAAAGAGGAAAAAUGAUCUUUACUUAAUUGCUACGCCAUCCCUCCACUUGCCAAGUAAAAUCUGCAACUAGUGUUAUUUCAAUAUAAACUAAUAAAUAAAAUCACUGCACUGACAUUGUUGUGAACUUUCAUAGUUCUUCAUGUAUUACGACAUUGUUAUGAUGUCUCCUUCAAUGAUUAUUUUUUGCUAGACUAUUUUCCUUA